Messenger RNA from Panicum hallii, 1723 nucleotides. RefSeq lists its product as uncharacterized. Bases 943 to 1323 code for a protein of 126 amino acids. The record is from RefSeq and is a predicted model, not a curated record. Lineage: Eukaryota; Viridiplantae; Streptophyta; Magnoliopsida; Poales; Poaceae. The transcript is spliced from 2 exons.
ACCGGCCGCGGCGGCAAGCGCGACAUUAAAGCACACAGUGCCGUGGGCUGGUUUUCAUGGGCCUUCGAGAGAGGAUAGCCCACCGGAACGCCGCCCUCUCUCUGCCGACCGGUUUUUGAUCCUACAAAUUGGUCUGGCAGCGGCAGGUCAGUUACAAGCUGUGCCCAGUGCCCAUGCCGCCGACUUGCUGCCCUGCAUACUCCUAGUAUACAAUAAAAAGAAAAUCUGCAGGGUCCCGAACAGCAGCAGAUCCAGUCAGAGACGGCUCAACCGCUUUGCAGUUGCAGUAGCACCACACACCAUCGUUUAGCUAGCUUCUGCAUGUCUCCAGGGACAAGCAGCAAGAGCUUAGCUGCAAAUGGCUGGGGAAUCUGGACAGGCAAGCAUGUCCAGACACUGAAAUCAUACCUAUGGUGAAAUGGUUUAUUGUCAGUUCAAUUGUUAUUCGGCUGACUCAUCUCUUGCUGCUUUCCAAAGGAUGGAUCACAUGAUUUUCUGAUUAUUAUUCAGUCAGGCAUGUCGAUCGAUCAAGUUGCCGGUGCAGGUUAGCUUAGAUUAAUCCCCCCAGGCACGCGCCGCCAACAGGUUCCACGACACUGCCCAUGCCCUCCGACCCCACCACCCAUGGUUUUGCUGCGACACAGACACUCCGCCCUACGCGAACCAGCAUGGCAGCCCGCGCGUGCGUACAAGCCGGGCCGGCACGCACCUAUAAACCUCCUCCUCCUGGGACAGCUCCGUCUACCAAACCAUGGAGAGGGCAGUGUAGCCAGAGCGAGCGAGUCCUCGGCAAGUGCAAGGAUCAGAGCUCCACGAGACGACGACCAUGCUCUAUAGCCGCCUGUAGCUGGCUUUGGUGGAGAUAGGUGCGCGGCGGCGGGGCGCGUGCGAGAGGCCACGUCCACCACGGCGGCGGUCCAGGCGGUGCCGGUGCCGGAGACGAUGGGGGAGCUGGAGGAGGAGGAGCGGUACGUGCAGGUGGCGUCGAGGUUCUUCCGGGUCAAGCCGCGCGGCGGCGGCGGCGCCAACCCCCACUACCUCGGGUCGUGCCUCCUCUGCAAGGAGAGCAUCGCCUGCAACCGCGACGUCUUCAUGUACAAGGGGGACGCCGCGUUCUGCAGCGACGACUGCAGGCAGGAGCAGAUGGACAUGGACGAGGCGCUCCAGGCCGUGGCGCGGCGCCACCGCCUCCUGCGCGCGCCGUCGUCGUCAUCGUCCUCGCCGGCAGCUGAUGCGGCGUCCUCGUCAAGACCGCCGGCGAUGCGCCGCCGCCCGACAAUCGCCAACCUCGCGGCGCGCAAUCCCCCCGUGACCGCAAGCUAGGUAGCUGGUGUCGAUCAGCAGGGCCGCACGCAUCGAGAUGGAUCAGGCCGUGAGUGCGUAGUCGCAGGAUCAGUAGCCAGUAGGUGAUCGUCUUCUGCUGCGAUCAUCGACCAGUUGCAGUCAAGCGCAGAAAUUAGCAAGCAGAAAUUAGCAUGUAGGUGUUGUUCUCUGGGGAUCCUGAGGGCAUGCAUGGAUGAUUUCAUCUGCAUGAUCUCUUGUAGGGAGAGAGAGAGAGAGAGAGAGAGAGAGAGAGAGAGUUGAACUGAUGAGCAGUUGAACACUAGGCAGAGAUCCAACAGAGCAGGAAUAACCAAGCUAUGGACAUCGACUCUUUGUGAUGACCUGUAUAUCUGCAUGUACAAACUAAAACAUUAGUACCACCAGAGCAAGAUUGCUGCCA